Messenger RNA from Bursaphelenchus okinawaensis, 3555 nucleotides. The record is from the annotation of a GenBank genome assembly. NCBI's taxonomy places the organism in Eukaryota, Metazoa, Nematoda, Chromadorea, Rhabditida, Aphelenchoididae.
AUGGAGCUUCUGUCAAUUCUGAUUGGCACACGAAUGGCCAAGGCUGUUAAGAAGGCGUUUGGAACGAUUGACAAAGCCGUGUUGUGGUCCGACUCCAUGAUAUCACUCCAACAGAUCAGUAAGGAAGCAAUAAGUAGUCAGCCAGUCUUUGUACGAAAUCGCAUCACAGAAAUCCAGAAACAACUUGACUGGAUCGAGCUCAGACAUGUCAAAGGUACUGAAAACCCAGCUGAUUGUGCUACCAGGGGAUUUGAAUCACUGGACGAGUUCAAACAACACUCGCUGUGGUGGAACGGUCCUGAAUGGCUAAGUAAGCCACAAGAAUGGCCGAGUAAUCUUGUUGUUCCGAUACAAAGCCAACCAGAACCAGAAGAACCUGUGCCAGUAGCCAAUGCCUUAGUUACGGUAAAUGAAGGUCUUCUUGAAAGGGUGAGAACAGCUCAAACAGAAUGUCCACCUACAACCAAACAAAUGAAGCGAUUCCGGAUCCAGAAAGACAGUGACGGACUACUGUGUGUACCCAACAGGCUGUUAAACUCUGAAUGGAGCGGUGCCCCCUACAGCUGGUGGCUACCAUCCAAUCAUGAGAUAACAAAGCAAUUGACCGACGAAACACACCAACGCUUACUGCAUUGUGGACCAGCCACACUAUUCGCAGAAUUACGAACUCAAUUUUUCGUAAAGUAUACGGUGGCCGCUCACACAGCCCAACGCUGUUCGAACUGUCGAGUUUUUGAUGCUAAACCGUAUGCGAAUCCACCGUGGGCCCCGUUGCCGGUUGACCGUGUUAACCCAAAUCGCCCGUUCGAAUCAGUGGGUGUAGAUUUUGCUGGACCGUUUCAUACCAAAUCUGGAGAAUUGUACGUGAUGAUAUUCGCUUGUGCUUCAACAAGAGCCAUACACUGUGAAUGUACUCAAUCGAUGACAACAGAAGACGUACUGAUGGCCUUCGACAGGUUUGAGGCUCGCAGAGGUAUACCUGACCAGGUGCGAAGCGACAACGCGGAGAGCUCCAAACUGGCGGCUAAGGUACUUCAAGGUCGCAGUGACGCCAUCAGAUGGACCUUCAUCACUCCAAGAGGGCCAUGGAAAGGAGCGCUUUCGGAGCGGCUCAUCCAACCCCUCAAACGGUCGGUAAAACGUACAGUCGGGCGAAACAAAUUGCUAUUCCGACAACUGGAAGCGCUGGUGAUUCGUGCUGAAGCAGUGGUCAAUCAUCGACCCCUUUUUAGUCCAGAAGCCAACGCGGCCAUUCUUCGGCCAAUCGAUUUUUUGCUACCAGCUGGAGUUAAAGGUACUAGCCCAACGUUUGAUGACACUGUUGAGGAAGAAUGGGUAGCACAUGACCGGCUUGAACAACGGCUUCAACGACUCAAAGGGUACCAAGAAAAAUUACUCAAUCGGUUUUGGCAGUUGUGGCGUAAGGAGUACUUACAAUCCAUCGCCACCAACGAACACUAUGCCACGAACGCCGCCAAUCAACGAAUGACCCCAGUAGUGAAUGAGACCGUUCUUAUUUUUGAAGAACUGCAACCUCGCUCCGUUUGGAAGAUUGGACAAAUCGUGAGAUGUGACCCAGACAGAGAUGGCGUCCAUCGCGUAGCUACAUUUCGACUCCAAGACGGUAAAGAGUUACAAAGGCCAAUACCCUUGUUGUAUCCGCUUGAGCUACGCGCGGAUCCACGAAAAGAUACGGCUGACGACACAAGCUCAGGUCACUCAGAAUCCAGUGAUGGCCCGGAACUGCAAACAACGGCCGAAGAAAUCAAUCCACGGUCGACUACAGUAGGAGCCUCGGCCCCCGCGGUCGAACAAACUACCCCUCCAACCGUCAAAAAGCGCGGGAAGAGAGUGGCUCACCAAAGGGCUACCAGUCGAUUGAAACAAUGCGCGGCCUUACUCGCAGUUUUCGUAACCAUCACGUGUACCGCAGCACAACGACCGUACGUCUGUGAAGAAAAUGGGAAGACGAUUAUGUGGACACCACCACCGCUAUUAAAAACGUGUCACACAAUCGACCCAACGGUCCACAGAGAAGCCCAAGCCGUCAUCUAUGAAAGCAAUCGAGCCACAUUUAAAACAGAAGGCUACCGAUGUCGUUUAAAACACGCGAGGGUAGAAUUGUGGACGGAUUCAACUGGCCAUAUGCAUUCGGAAGAAUUCCAAGUUUCACCUGAAGUUCCUCUUGAUCCAAAGGAAUGCAAAAAGAUGCACGAAGACAAGACGUGUCGGUAUGGUAAAUUGUCAAGAAUCGGCCCAGUUUGGCGAACAAAUGACGUUAUCGCUGAUAAGAAUUUUCCGAAUCGGUUCUCAAGCAUUCUCUCCUCCACGACAGUAGAAACAAAGAACUGUUAUCUUGAUAACCUAAAUCUGUACGCCACUCACCGUAAUAACACACCCUACUGCGCAGAUGUUGCGCUGGACGGUUGUCGCUAUGACCAAGGCCAUUGUAAGGUGACCGACGGAGUUGUCGUAAACUGGGACCCUAUCCCGGAGCAAGCCGAGGAGUACACCAAUACGGGAAGUACCCAUGGCUUCACCGACGGAGUCUCAUUUACGGACACCCUUGGUCAACGACGAUGGACCUUCACCGACCGAAAAAUCAAGAUCAAAGGCCAAUCAGCCAUAAUAACACAUCAAGGCCAUGCCCUAAUGAUAAACAGUAAAAAAGGGAAGAGAAGUUUAGGUGAAGAACGAGCCGUCCAUUCACAGUUCUACGAACAUCUGGAGUUUGAGCGUUCCAAUAAGAUCAUUGAACAGCUCUGUAAUCUGGCCGAAAAGGUGAACGACCUCGCCUCCAGUUUGGACGAUUUAAAUCCGGUACCACGACUACAAAGGGAGUUUAAUACCACCGCGUUAAAAACCGUGAAAAUCGACCAGGGACUCUAUGAAGUCCAGGUGUGCAGUGAAAUACCUGAUUUACAGUUCACACCCACAACAGAAUGUCAGAGUUUUCCCACGGUAACCUCAAGUCUACUAUCCAACGAUAGUGCUUGGGUACUAGACCCACGAACGCUGGAAGUCACAGAGCACGUCGAAGGCCACGACUGUUGUGCGGAGAAUGUGAUCCUCAGAAUCGAUGGUGAAUUUAAGGUUUUAGAGUACCUUACUGGCGAACUCUCAAGGUACAACCUUCAACGACCGGUGAGCCAAGCUACAGAUGUUCUGGGGUCAGAGGAAAUCAUUAGAAGCUGGGAAUACGAUCAACACGACCAGAUAAUGAGACAGAUCCUAGACGACAUGCAUCGUGCCAACGGAGUACGACGGUCCCUUGGUCCUGUUAAAAGAACGGCUAAACCACUGAAACUGAAGGAAAUCACGGAAACCCCAUUGAUACCGUGGUGGUUAUGGACGUGCCUAACCAUUUUCUGGCAGGUGGUGGUUAACCUAGUCAUAAUCGCCAAUCUCGUCCAAGCUCUUCGAUGGGCUGUAAAGGCUACUGAACCCGAAGUUCACAAGGAAACAGCUCACGUCCCACCACCGACGACCCAACCAACAAGAGCAACAUCAGAACGCCCCACCGAGGAAUACUGGUUAACGCCCGCGCGAUCGUGA